Molecule: messenger RNA, 537 nt
Organism: Photinus pyralis (common eastern firefly)
Lineage: Eukaryota; Metazoa; Arthropoda; Insecta; Coleoptera; Lampyridae
Product: thyrostimulin beta-5 subunit-like
Exons: 3
Coding region: 21-536 (171 amino acids)
Biological process (GO): G protein-coupled receptor signaling pathway
Cellular component (GO): cytoplasm; extracellular region
Molecular function (GO): hormone activity
Source: RefSeq, a predicted model, not a curated record
CUUUAUUAAUCUGAAAGUUCAUGUACAACACUGAAAAACAUUCAGAAACGUCAACCAGGUUAAUUAUCGCAAUGUUCCUCGGCAUUGGCAUCCUUCUUACGGUCGCCUCAAUUAGCGGUACGCAAAAAAUUGUUAACGCCGAUCUUGAGCGCGUCGAUCCAAUUAACACGUUAGAUUGUCAUCGAAGAUUGUACACUUACCGCGUGACACAAAGUGAUGAAAAUGGCAAAGAGUGUUGGGACACCCUUUCGGUUUUGUCUUGUUGGGGGAGGUGCGAUUCCAAUGAGAUUUCAGAUUGGCGAUUUCCGUACAAGAAGUCCUUGCACCCCGUUUGCGUUCAUCAUGGUAGAAACAAAGCGUUGGCCAUAUUAAGACACUGCGAAGAAGGCGCACUUCCUUCCGCCGCAAGAUACGAAUAUUUGGAGGCUGCGGGAUGUCGAUGUCAAGCUUGCUCUUCGUCGGAUACAAGCUGCGAGGGGUUAAGGUAUCGGCCGCAUCGCUCGCAACCUGAUUUAAUCGGAUUUGGAAAUAUGUAAC